CAUUCAGUCCAGCCUGAGACUCGGCAGGUGAAAGGCAUUGUGGGAAAGUUGAUCUAUUUUCCAGAGAGGGUGUUGAAAUCUGGUAGUUUACUUAAUGGAGACCUUGGCAAUAUUGCACAGGUGUACCCUGGUAAACAAAGUAAUACCAACCUUGUGAAGAGAUUUAAAAACCGCCUUCACUGGAACAAUGUCACUGGAUUCUUCACUUUGUCAGACCUACAAAUAGAUGAUUCUGGGGUUUAUACUGUGGAGAAUGCAGUUAAAGAUGAAGAGAAGACGACACAUACAUUUCAGCUGACUGUGUACUGUAAGUGUGUGUGUGUGUGUGUGUGUGUUGUAAAUUACUAAAUCAUUAAAGUGGCACUCAGCAGCAGAAACAAUACUAAAGUGGUCGCGUUAUUGGUUUGGUAAAAAGCUGAGGAAUGGGGCUGGAGAAAUGUAACCACUCUCAAAUUCAUAGAGCUAUGGUUGCAAGGACUGAUCAACCAUUAUAUAAGAAGUAUAGUUUUAACCAUGUUUUGUGACUAUAUAUUGUUUGUUUACAAUUUCUUUGUUUACAAACACCGGAGUAAAACAAGCUUAUGUGUUCUCUGACAGAGACUAAGCUCAUGAGGCAUUUAUAAGUUAUAUUCUUCAAGAAUCAAUGGGUACAUAUAAUUAAUUUAUAAGUCCAAAAAUGGAUGUAGCAACUGUUCUUUGCCACUUUAAAUAAGUUCCAUUUCACCAAUUCCCAUUUAUUCAUUAUUUUCUUCCAGAUGUUCUGUCCAAGCCUCAGGUGACGGUCCAUGACAACAGCUCCUGUAGCGUGGUGUGUUCUGUGGAGAAUGGGAGAGAUGUGACCCUGUCCUGGUACAGAGGAGGGAAGCUACUCAACCGGCGCAGCAGCCCUGACAUCAACAUCUCCCUCUCUCUACCUCUCAAGGUGGAUGAACAGAACAGAGACUCUUACAGAUGUGAGGCUGCCAACCCAGUCAGCAAGGAGACCACUGUUACAAAUGUCUGUAUAGAGAGUGAUCCCUCCAAGGUGGCAGGUACAAAAAAAACAUUUACAGUAGCAAUGUUAAAUUGCUGAUAUCCAGACAAUACCAAAUCGAAUAUGAAAAAAUAAGUAUGGUAGAGCUCAUUUUAAGAAACACAAUGUUUUAAUUAAAAUAUUGUUUUCUCUCUUUUUACUUUAGAUGGUGAUGAGAGGACUCGAGGUUUUCUUAUUAUUGCUGUAAUCUGCGUUUUGUUUGCCUCAGGACUUGUUGGACUUCCAAUUUAUCUUGAGAAGAGGAGAAACGGACAAUCACAAGCA
Molecule: messenger RNA, 1297 nt
Organism: Coregonus sp. 'balchen'
Lineage: Eukaryota; Metazoa; Chordata; Actinopteri; Salmoniformes; Salmonidae
Source: the annotation of a GenBank genome assembly